CAAUGUCUAAAACUUCCAUGUACAUAAAAGAAUAAAUUAAGCAGGAGAGCUUGUGCUUCAUCCAUGGCCUUCAAGCAAAAUAUAUCACAAAAAUUAUUCAACAUAUUCAGUAACAAAUUCUCGAAUCAAACAUUAAAGAGUUGCCGCAUAUCUUCAUCUUCAUCUGCAGUUCAAUCCAUGAUUCCACAAAAUCUUGACGCAGUAGCGCCUGAUCCAAGAGUGAACUCGAUCUUCCGGAGGCCACUUUACUUGUCUUCUACGAUGACCAUGCCUAAGAUCCUUCGUCCCAGCGGUGAGAAGCUAUUGGAGACGCUCAAGGAGAUGGACAUUGCCAGAAACCAAGCCCGACUCCAGACUGAGGGACGAUUGACUACAACCGAUGCUGAGAAGAUCCUUAGAGCUUCGCAAAUGGAGGCGUUGAAGUUGAAGCUGAGAAUUAAUCAGAAAAGUCAUGUAGCAUAUGAUGAGUUCAUUCAGAUAUGUGUGGAUGAAUGUUCUAAUCGCGAUCAAGGGGUAGAUCUAGCCAGAGUUCUUGAUAAUUCCGGUUCUGUCAUCGUGCUAGGGAACAUCGUUUUCCUGAAGCCUGAACAGGUAGUGAAAGCGAUCAACAAGUUGAUGGCUGGAGACGAUCUUCCAACGAAGGAAUUGAACGAAAUGGAGCAUUGGAAGUCAGAGAUCGACGACAAGGCAGCUAAGAUGGUCCGGCGGGAGCUUUGGGGUGGACUAGGGUACCUGGUAUUGCAAACAGCCGCGUUCAUGAGGUUAACAUUUUGGGAACUAUCAUGGGAUGUCAUGGAACCGAUAUGCUUCUAUGUGACAUCACUAUAUUUCAUGAUAGGAUAUGCAUAUUUCAUAAGAACAUCAAGAGAACCUUCUUUCGAAUCGGUUUUUCAGAGCAGGUUUCGUGCAAAGCAGAUGAAGAUGAUGAAAAUGGAAGGGUUUGAUGUUAAAAGAUAUACCGAGUUGAUGAAAGCUUGUCGGUCUCAUGAUAAGUCAUGGCGGAUGGAAGGUUUAUAGUGGGAGGGUUGAUUAAUGGAUCUUUAAUUUGAUCAUGAA
Helianthus annuus (common sunflower) is the source of this 1056-nucleotide messenger RNA. RefSeq names its product calcium uniporter protein 2, mitochondrial. Lineage: Eukaryota; Viridiplantae; Streptophyta; Magnoliopsida; Asterales; Asteraceae. The record is from RefSeq and is a predicted model, not a curated record. The transcript has 2 exons. Gene Ontology annotation, biological process: mitochondrial calcium ion homeostasis; calcium import into the mitochondrion. Bases 64 to 1017 code for a protein of 317 amino acids. Gene Ontology annotation, cellular component: uniplex complex; mitochondrial inner membrane. Gene Ontology annotation, molecular function: calcium channel activity; uniporter activity.